Molecule: messenger RNA, 4619 nt
Organism: Diachasmimorpha longicaudata
Lineage: Eukaryota; Metazoa; Arthropoda; Insecta; Hymenoptera; Braconidae
Gene: PIG-O
Product: GPI ethanolamine phosphate transferase 3
Exons: 5
Coding region: 542-3694 (1050 amino acids)
Biological process (GO): GPI anchor biosynthetic process
Cellular component (GO): endoplasmic reticulum membrane
Molecular function (GO): mannose-ethanolamine phosphotransferase activity
Source: RefSeq, a predicted model, not a curated record
GAAGGUCUCGAUCGGAAUUUUGUACUAACGCUCGCUUGGGGUCGCGGAGGGGAGAAAGAUUUUUGGAGUCUCUACAUCUAGUCUAUUCUACUCCUUGUGUAGAAAUGCCAAAGGGUUUGUAAUUGAUAGUCAUUUCAUGGCGAUAUUUUCAACAACUGUUAAUAUUCUCCUCUUUCGUAAACUUGACAAUAUACAAAACAAAUUUGAGAGUGAUUUCUGUAGAUCAAACUUUUUGUUUUUUCGAUUUGAAAUUCACUAUCCUCGUCUAAUCCAUUGAAAGCGAGUGGCCGCCAUUAUAUCGUGCAUUGGUUAAAAAAUUUGUUUCUCUCGCGCUAUCUCAACAAGUGUGAAAAUAUAAGUGACUCAAAACUCGUGCAAUUACAUAAUAAUGAUAAGCUGUACUGUAAAACCAGGUGGCCGUAAUUAUUGAGACAAUACCUAACAUUUAAGUCUAAAGAAAAAUGAAGUGAUAUACUCCAAUACUGACUAUGAAAACACCAAAACAAAAUAAACUAAGAAGACGUGUGUCAUCUCACAAAAAAUGGCGAAAUUAUGGUCAUACUUUGUAUUUCUUGUCUGGCUAUCCUACUUGAUGGCCAGUGGUCUGUUUCUCUUCCUCGACGGUUUCUUCCUAACCCGCGUCUCACGCCCAGAAAAAAACACUUGCACCCACUGUCCCUCAUGCACUCCUGAGUCUCUCCUAGAAAACCUUACAUCCCUUCCAGACAUUUGCCUGCCCCCCAAGGGCAGAGUCGUCCUCCUUGUGAUCGACGCACUAAAAUACGAAUUUCUCAAGUGGACAGACAAUCCUCCGGAUAUUAAUUUCCAUCGAAACAAAGUUCCAAUCGUUCACAAACUCCUAACAGAGGAGCCCAACAAUGCCAGACUGUUCAGGAGCAUCGCGGAUCCACCAACAACGACCAUGCAGAGAAUUAAGGGUUUAAUGACAGGAACCCUCCCGACCUUCAUCGACAUCAGUUCGAACUUCGCAUCCGAAGAGAUCGAUGAGGAUAAUCUCAUUGAACAGAAUAGGAUAAAUGGUGUUGUCUUCAUGGGCGAUGAUACUUGGACUGGACUAUUCCCAGACAAAUUCAUCAGACAAUUUCCUUCUCCUUCAUUCAAUGUUUUGGAUUUAGAUACAGUGGAUCGUGAUGUGAAAAAUCGGAUUUUCUUCGAACUCCAGAGAAACGAUUGGUCUUUAUUGGUGGCACAUACCCUAGGUGUCGAUCAUUGUGGACACAAACACGGACAGAAUCAUCCUGAGAUGAUUAGAAAGCUCAACGAGACAAAUGAACUUAUCAGCGAAAUUAUUGAGGUUCUCGAUAAUGAGACAGUUCUGUUUGUGGUUGGUGAUCAUGGAAUGACGGAAUCUGGAGAUCACGGUGGGGAUUCACCUGGUGAGGUGGAAACAGCCAUGUUUGUUUAUUCCAAACGACAUCUCCAGAAUAUAACUCAAUUGGAAAAGGGCUUUAGAACUGUCAAUCAGGUGGACCUUGUACCAACUUUUUCGACUAUUCUGGGAACGCCUAUUCCUUUUUCUAACAUUGGAGUUGUUAUCCUGGAUGCUUUACCAGAAUAUAAUAAUAAAAUACUGUCAACGUAUCCUUGGUAUGCAAUGCAUGCGAUGUGGAGGAAUGUUGUUCAGACAAAGAGGUAUAUCGAAGCUUACUCCUCUGACACAUUUCUAUUCACCGAGGAGAAGUUACAAACACUUGAUAAACGUUACAAAGUCCUCCAAGAGCAUCUACGAAACAUGACAGAUGCCACGAGUCCUCACGCCUUCUUAGAAAUCUCCACCGAUUACUUCAAAUACCUUCGUGACUCUUGUUUGGAAAUCUGGGUGCAGUUUGAUGGGAAACUGAUGUCGCAGGGUCUCGUUCUCUCCUUUUGCAUCCUCUUUUUUAUGUACUUGAUCCUAACUGGAAUCCCUGAAGCCAGAAUGCUGAAGAUCCUAGAUUCAUCAUUCCUUCAAAUCUCUCUUAUUGGAAACCUUGCAGGAUUACUCAUAGUCUACACCCUUUAUUCCAUGAGAAUUGUACAAGAAUUCAAGAAUACAAACUUAUUCGUUUCCGGAGUAAUUUCCCUCUCUUUUCUAGUAAUUCUCGUGAUUCAGAAUUGGGAUGCAAUAUCAGACACGUGGUAUAAUAAUUCCAAGCGCAACAAGUAUAACUACUUCCUGAGAGUAAUUUUGGGACUUACAACAGGUGGAUUGUUCUCCAACAGUUACAUUAUUCACGAGGACAAGGUUCUCUCGUUUCUCUUGAUUACCCUCAUCUGGAUACUUGUUAACAUAAUCAAUGACGAGCCCGAGAAUUCUGAGAAAAAGAAUAAAAAGUCAAAGCCAUAUCAGCAGAAGAUCUUCUUCAUCAUCUUAGGUUUUUUAAUUUCAGUAUCAAUCAGGAUUUCCAGUUACUUCUGGCGAUGCAGGGAGGAGCAACUGGGCAACUCCUGCACAACUAUUAUCCUGGGAAAGGUUGGAUCCAUCACAUCUAACAAUUUCGAGAGAAUUCUCUUAAUUUUUACACUUAUUGGAUUGGCAUUGUACAUUACAAUCGUGAGAAUGUGGUUAACCAACUGUGGAAACUUAUCUGGGUUCUCUCCAAGCACGACUUUGGCGAGGUAUUGCCAUCCGCUCAUGGUGGUUUGCAUGGGAAGUUAUUGGGCUCUUCAGAGGUUACCAAAGGAUCCUAGGAUCAAGUUUGUCUUUGCCUGGCAAACCAAUGGUUUCGCUCUUGUUGUCUACAGUUGUGCUAUCAUUGCAAUCGCUGUAAUAUUUGUCAAACCACUUCAGGUAUUCCUUCUACCCAGGACUCCAAACAGUCUCAAUGUUUAUCAUGGCGAGAACAUUGUUCCCAAGUUAUUUGAUAAAGUUAAAAAACUUUUUUAUAAAACCCAACGAGACUGGCAGGAUGAUACUCCUAUAGUUUAUGGGCUUGGUACAGUAUACAGUGCUGCUUUCAUAUCUCUCGGGGUUUUCGGAAGCUUGGUUUAUGCAUUGUUGCUUGGAAACGUUCUAGCUCCAAGUGUCUUAUUGCUGGUUGUUACGGCGAGUGCAGUAUUGGGAAUUACUGCGGUGGAGAGAUUUAGGAAUGCAAAUGAUAUUAAUGAACUCAUGCAAGUGUCCGAUACAUCCAUUUUCUGCUGGUUUCUCAUUGCUGAGUAUUUCUUUUAUGGAACGGGGCAUCAACCGACAUUUCCGACUAUUUAUUGGGAUGCUGCAUUUAUUGGAACUGGAGGACAUUACUAUGGAAAUAUCGUUCCUGCUGUUUUAAUAGGAAUCAAUACAUUUGGCUCGCAUUUAAUUAUGGGCCUCAUUUUUCCCCUCUUGAUUAUCUCGCCGUUCACAAUUUUCGUGAUGCUUCCAAGCCUAGCAAAAGUGAAAUUCCGCCUUGACGAGGAUAUGAAAAGAGGAGAAUUAAUUCUCUUUGACAAAGACAGUGCAUUUCAGACUGCUCUAUUCAACACAGCAUCAAAAUACAUUCUCUUUCAUGGGUUUCGAGUGUUUGCUUGUAUGUUUGCAGCGACAAUUCACUGUCGUCACCUCAUGGUCUGGAAAAUCUUCGCACCAAAGUUGAUUUUCGAGGGUUUGAGUUUUCUUGUAACUCUCGGGAGUAUUCUCACCUCAUUUUUCUUAGUUAUAAGGAUUGAUAAUCAAGUAGAGAAACUCAUCACUAGAGUAGCCAAAGCCAGAUGAUGAGUUUAGUGUAAAAAAUUCUAACGUGAAUUUUAGAUGGUAUAAGUGAAAGAUUGUGACUUCUCAGACAAGUCACCAAUGUCAUUUUCUACAAAGCUCUGUAAUAAUCCUAACAGAAAAUCUUAUCCAUAUUGUAUAAUAUUUCAAUGUGUUUUUUUUACAAGUAUGCUCAAUUAUUGUAUUUUUAAAUAAAGCCUAAACUUGUAAUUCGUGGAAGACAGAUAGUAACAUUUCAACUCUACUUCUUACCUAUUUUAGAAUAUACUGACAAGAUAUUUCGUCACAACUUUUUCCAUCGUGAAGACAUUUAUAAUAAGAAAGCACGCUCUGUAAAAUUUUAUUAAUUCCAGAAUUUAACAAUUGAUCGGAUAAGAUUUCGACAUCGAGUUUGAUAGAUUUUUCUAUGUUGUUUUUUGUCGCAAUUAUUCCAUCACCUACUUUAUACGCUAUCCACAAGGAGUGAAGAUUUUCCAUAAUUUUUCAACAUUUUAACAAUUUUAUAAGAUCCCCAAGUCGUUGUCUAUGAGCACACAAACGCUAUCCUGCGUGCAAUGCAUUGCAACUUAUAUUGACACUCGCAACGCACUUGAUGCAGGAUUACGUCGGUAUGCUAUUGUUAACACGAACAUUCCAAUUGUUGGAUUGAUAAUGGAAAAAAAAGCAGAUGAUGAAAACUAAAAAAAAUUGACUUGAAAUUUUCACGAUUUUUAUUAUCGAUUAUAACUGACGAAUUUUACAGUUUUUAUUAUUUAAUCUAAUUCAAAAAUGACUCUUUACUUUACUAGUUGACGAUUUAUCCAUGUCUAUCAUCUACAUUGUAAUGCUUCAGUUAAUGAUGGUUGUGGUGAUAUCUAUGUCCAUUGUUUUCAUUUUUGAAAACCUCUGCCCAAUCGGCCCACUGCUUACUCCACUCCCCGUUAUCAUU